CAGAAAUCAUGCUCAAGUUCAAGCAACAAAGAAGGAAGCGAAAAGUAAAAGCAAAAAGAUUAUUUAAAAAAAAAGAAUUCUCUCACUUUCAGUCCAAGCUAGUUACACCUCCCCCUCCACCAUCCUCAACAGAAAGAGUGGUUAUUUCUUCAACAAACACACCUCCUAUCAGAACCUGGCUAAGAUCAUCCUGGAAUUUCAAAUUUCCCAGUAUCAAAGAUGCAGUCAAACUUUGGACAAAUAGAGGACGGUUUAUAUACAACUGGUGCCAGAACUGCAUAGCCCAGAGCUUAGAAGUAUUGAAAAACACCAUCUUUCCUUCCCGUUUCUGCCACCAAGAGCUUCAAAGUCUAAAACAACAGUUUUGCAUUUUGGAAAGUGAAUUAUGCAAGCUCCAGGAAGCACUGAAGACUAUCUCAGAAAAUUCUUCCUGUCCGAGCUGUGGUCAUCCCUGUUACAUGAAUGGUAAACUUACAAUAGUGCCUGCCUGUGCUGUAACCACCCCUGGAGAAUCGGGAGCCGUACUUCCUGCCACACUGCCAAAGCCAGCAGGCCAUCUUCCUCCUCCACCCCCACCUCCCCCCCCUCCACCUCCACCUCUGCCUCCCCCUCCACCACCCACAGCACCUUUGCUGCUCAGAAAAUCCAAUCUCACCAAAGCACUUCAGGCUGGACCAUUGAAAAAAGAUGGACCCAUGCAGAUAACAGUUAAAGAUCUAAUGACUGUGAAAUUAAAGAAAACCCAGAGUUUUGAUGAAAAGAAAAAGCUUGUUCCAUCACCAGAGGUACGGAAUCCGCUAGUUACCGUCUCUGACCUGCAGCGCGUUACCCUGAAGCCCAACUCCAAAGUGUUAUCAACUCGAGUUACAAACGUCUUAAUUAAUCCUGGUAAAAGUCAGAUAGACCUGCGGAAACUACUUAGAAAAGUCGAUGUAGAGAGGAGCCCAGGUGGGACCCCUCUUACCAAUAAAGAAAAUAUGGAAACAGGAACUGGACUGACUCCAGUAAUGACCCGGGCCUUAAGGAGAAAGUUUCAGCUGGCUCACCCUAGAAGCCCAACUCAAACUCUGCCACUUUCUACAAGCAACUAUGAUGAACAAAACUGAUGCCAACUCUGCCUGACUCCAUGUGAUCAUCCAUAAAAUAUCCAUAAAAUCACUCCACUCCUUCUUUAAAAAUGUAGUAUGUAUAAAUAAUUAUUCUAAUUUAUAAUUCCAUUUAAAGAAUUACAGUAUUAUGGAGCCCAUAUUUACUGUAGAUACUAGUAAAGUGGGUAUUUGGAUAUUUUCUGGUUUACAUGAUCAAUAAGAGAACAGAAUGGAAAAUACAAUCUCCAAAGUGAUGUUCAUCCUGGAAUUACCCAAUUUAGGUUGGAGAAGUUUUUUAAAUUUAGCUAGAUAACUAAUUUGUACUCUCUAGGUGCAUUUAUGACCUUAAGACAUUAACCUAGUUCCCAUUCAUCUUGGGUAUUCUCAGGUAAUUGAAAAGUAUUUCAGCUUUUAAAGCGCAUGCAUUCAUUAAGUGCUACAAACUUGAUCAAUAAGAAAGACCUCUAGGUUUUAUUUAUGUUCAUUAUGAACAGUUAAGAGAUAAGAGCAUCCUACAUCCAAACCCACCUAUUUUCCAAAAGGUUUGAAAGCAAAAGGUCCAAUGUGAUCUUAAAAAUUAGAAUAUAUCAUUUCUAGCCUCUUAGGUAGGGAGUCAUAUCUGGCUCACUGAAGUCUGAGAUAUUCAUUAUUUUGAUGUCUGCUGUCUACAUUCAUACAGCUAAAUAUAAAUUUCAUGAAGACUUCAGCCUGAACCUUGUAUUGUCCACAGUGCCCUAGCAAGGAUUCUUUGAGGUCCAUAGCAGGUUCACUAUAAGACCUGAUACCCUGUUGAUUCAAUAUCAAUAAUAAUGUACACCUAACUGGAUUUUUGUUCUUUCCUGCCAAUCCAGGUUUUCCAGAUUUAAUAAAUAUAAAUAUAUGACACCAAUCAAAUUUGAAUUUCAGAUAAAUAACAAAUAACUUUUCAAUAUAAAUAUGUCCCAUUAAACAAUGAAUACUUUGUUUAGUAUAAUAUUGCAUGGGACAUAUGUAUACUAAAAAAAAAAAAAAAAAAAAAA
Myotis myotis is the source of this 2107-nucleotide messenger RNA. It is a transcript of the gene PRR11, whose product is annotated as proline rich 11. Gene Ontology annotation, cellular component: cytoplasm. The coding region runs from base 9 to 1106 and encodes 365 amino acids. The transcript has 9 exons. The record is from RefSeq and is a predicted model, not a curated record. Lineage: Eukaryota; Metazoa; Chordata; Mammalia; Chiroptera; Vespertilionidae.